CUAAUUAAAAAAGAAUGCAGAAAAGUUCACUCCCUGUGAAGGAGUGAAACGGAAACACAACAAAAAAAUAAUGUACAGUUAAAUUUUGAAUUUUCUGAAAAAAAGGCUUUCAAUUGCAAUGGACGAGGUGGAAGAUGCUCAUACGGCUAACACUCCAAAUAGUGACGAUCCUGUAAUUAAAGAGAUACCAGUCUUCUUAUCGAAACGUUUGGAGGAUCAGCUGUACUUGUUCCAAUACCCUCUACGUCCAACGACCAAUAAAUUACCCGACGUUAAAAAGUGCUUUAUAAAACCUAAUAAUGAAACUGUUAAACUUGAAGUGCAGCUCGACGUUGUUUCGCCUAAUUUUGACAUUGGAAAGGCGGAAGAUGUCGCCCUUCGUGUGGAUGGACCCGCCGAGCAUCGGAAAAGGGACAAGGAGGUGUUUUUCAAAAAUAACCUUCUCGAUAAAAUAGAGUAUGUAUCUUCAAAAGUAGGUGAUAAUGUGGAACGUUACGGUAUAGGUAUUUUUGAUGGACAAGAAUAUCACAUAACACCUCUUAAGGGUUUACUCCGUUUAAAACCUUAUUAUCCGCAUUUGGACCGUGAAGCUAAAAAGAAAGUCGACGCAAAACAGAAAGAGGAGCCCGCUCCUAGCACUAGCACCGCUAAGCAGGUGACUGUAAAGUUCUCGCAGGGCGGAGAUGCCGAGAAAUGGAAGAAAUUGAACGAAAAUAGUUACAAAGCGAUAAUGCAACGUCAGGCCGAGGAGAAAUGGAUAGAGUGCGACUGGAAACCCCAGAAAAGCGAGCUGAGUAAGUUGGAGAAGAUGAAACUGUUCGCGGAAGAAAGUCGCGAAACUGUGUCAUCUACAGAGGAAACUGACAAUAUUGUGGAUUAUCUAAAACGAUUGGUACCUGAAGAUAAAGAACACGCAAUAUCUUUGCCGUCACUCCCUUCAAAUGUUGUUUCUUUUAAUUCUCUAAGGGUGUUACCGCUCUUGGAGCAAUGCAAAUUACUUCUAAAGGAUGCCAAAAUUAUGACCUUUCAGCAGUUGACCAUGCUCUUAACUGGUUGCGAAGGUUUAACCGCCGACUCUUUGCUGAAAGUUUUACCGCAAGUGGCGGUAUUAGUUAGAGGAAAUUGGGUUGUAAAGUCUGAGAUUCUAUUUCCUAAUGGUAGUUUUUCGUCUGUCAGCGGUGUACCUGCAGAUAUUAUGUGUCGCGCUCGGGACUACGUCCUGAUAUUAUUUACAAAACAGCAAUACAUAGAGCGGCGGAAGGUUUCCGCAAUCAUCAAAGUUCCGUCUGAAGAAACCAAAGAGAUAUUUACGGGCGUGUCAAAACUGAGGUACAGCAAGGGUUGGGAACUUAAUCUACCUAUCGAUUCCGAAUUUAUUAAGAAGUACCCCGAAGUUGUGAACAAGCAGAGCUCAUUAUGGGAAAUGCGCGAGGUACAGCUAAACAACUUUUUCCACACCAACAAGGAGAAAAGGAGGCGUAAAAGCAAAAGUGUCAGUGAAGAUUCGGCUAAAAUCGCGAAGAAAGAUGGUCAAACCCAUGUUAGGGAUAAUCAUUUAAGUGAUAGUGCGGAAACGGACAAAGUGAAACGUAUAAAAACUAUAAAAUUAAAUGACGUCAAUCAUAAAGAUGAAGUCUCAUGAUGAACUCUAUUUUUAGGUUUUUUUAAAAUAUGUUCAAAACUAAUAAUUGUGAAUAUCGAUGGAAUGCGUAAUGUUAAUUUAUUAUGUGUAUGUAAAUAUAUUAUAAUUUAAUA
Messenger RNA from Photinus pyralis (common eastern firefly), 1755 nucleotides. It is a transcript of the gene Polr3E, whose product is annotated as DNA-directed RNA polymerase III subunit RPC5. Gene Ontology annotation, cellular component: RNA polymerase III complex; nucleus. Lineage: Eukaryota; Metazoa; Arthropoda; Insecta; Coleoptera; Lampyridae. The record is from RefSeq and is a predicted model, not a curated record. The coding region runs from base 119 to 1642 and encodes 507 amino acids. Gene Ontology annotation, biological process: DNA-templated transcription. The transcript is spliced from 4 exons.